AUGGAGUACGUCGCCACGGGGGGCGUCUCCAAUCGCGGCAGCCCGCUGGAGUACCGCUGCACGGGCGAACAGGCGGAGGUGUUGCCGCUGUCGAUUCGCGUGCCGCGCAACGUGCUGGGCGCCCAGCCGCGGCACUCCUUUGACUACUGCGUCACGGGCAGCUACUCGCUGCUCGGCCUGGGCGACAUCAUCAUCCCCGGCAUCAUGGUCGCCUACUGUGCGGCUUUUGAUCGCAUUCGCGCCGUCCGCUACCACCAGUACUUUGCCGCCGCAUCGGUGGGCUACGCCGCCGGCCUCAUGCUCUCCUAUGUUGCUCUUAUCACCAUGCAAAUCGCCCAGCCGGCGCUGCUGUACUUGGUUCCGACGACCACUAUUUCCGUCCUGCUAGUGGCGCUCAUUCGCAAGGAGGUACGCCCGUUUUGGAUGGGCCCAGAGGCGGCGGCCGCCGCGCUGAUCGACUCUGGCCUGAAGCCGAUUGCUGCCGGAGAGGACACCUCGUCGGCGGAGUCUUCGUGA
Molecule: messenger RNA, 516 nt
Organism: Rhagoletis zephyria (snowberry fruit fly)
Lineage: Eukaryota; Metazoa; Arthropoda; Insecta; Diptera; Tephritidae
Source: RefSeq, a predicted model, not a curated record